AUGUCUUUCCGUAUUUCGACCGCGCGGCUCCUGCGACCGCGUCUCUGCAUGUCAUAUGCUCCGCGGCAUCAAUAUCUAUCUCCGACACUCUCAGCAUAUGCAAAGCUCCUCUCAACGCUGCCUGAUAUCCCCAUAUUCCGCGCCUUGAAGGACCACGACCCCUCCAGCUUAGCAGUGGUUCACAGCGUAUCAAAAAGAUCCUUCACAUAUGGAAACCUCAUUGCCGACGUACUGCGCGCCAAGGAUGAUAUCGAGCGCAAGAGCUCCAAGACGGGUGAACUGGCCGGCGAACGAGUUGCGUUCUUAGCAGAAAAUAGCUAUGACUACGUAGUAACUCUUCUGGCUAUAUUUGCCAGCGAUGCUAUUGCAUUGCCAUUGUCUCCUGGAUUCCCGAUCAGUGAACUCCAGUAUGUCAUGGAUAACUCACAGGCGAAAAUGCUGUUGGCUACGGAGAAAUAUGCCGACAAGGCACAACAAAUAUUAGAAGCGGGCUUGGAUCACGAUCCGUUAUUCGACAUCAGGCAAAAGAUCGAGACAGGCGCAGGCACCGAGUCCAUUCAAUUAGAUAGUCUCAAGCAGCCCUCAUCCGGUGGAAUGAUGCUGUAUACCUCAGGAACAACCAACCGACCAAAAGGCGUUUUAAUUCCAGAGUCUGCACUCGCCGCACAAGCAUCCUCACUCCUCCAAGCAUGGAACUACUCCCCACAAGACCGUCUCCUUCACCUACUACCCCUCCACCACAUCCACGGCGUAGUAAACGCAAUAAUAACUCCAAUAUUCGCCGGUUCCUCUAUGGAAUUCAUGUACCCCUUCAACGCAUCCCAAGUCUGGAAACGCCUCGCAUCACCAUUCCUCCCCGAAAAAGAGAAAACAACACCCCACGAUAAAAUAACCUUCUUAACCGCCGUCCCAACAAUCUACAACAGCCUAAUGAGUGGCUUUUCAUCCCUAACCCCGGAAAUUCAAUCCGCAGCGAAAGAAGGUAUAUCGCCAGAACACCUCCGCCUCAACAUAUCAGGCUCAGCCGCACUACCAACACCCACAAAAGAGAAAUGGACCGCAUUAAGCGGCGGCAAUGUCCUUUUGGAACGAUUCGGUAUGACAGAAGUUGGUAUGGCAAUUAGUUGUGGGCUUGAUCCUACAGAUCGAGUUGAUGGUAGCGUUGGAUGGCCGUUACCGGGUGUAGAGGCGCGUCUGGUUGAUACGGAGACAGAUGCUAUUAUACCAGUGGACCAAGAGACCGGUUCUAAUGGGCGACCACUUGAAGGCGAGAUUCAAUUACGAGGGGAUACGAUAUUCCGGGAGUACUGGGGGAAUGAGAAAGCGACAACAGAGAGUUUUGUAGAAGACAAAGAUGGAGGGAAGCCGUGGUUCAAGACAGGCGAUGUAGCUAGUCGACGAAUUGUCGACGGAGCAGGCAAGGGAAUGAGUGGGAAGUGGGCUAGUGGACCGAUGUAUUUCAUUCAAGGGAGGAAGAGCACUGAUAUAAUCAAAACUGGAGGAGAGAAAGUGAGUGCGUUGGAGGUGGAGAGGGAAUUACUUUCUCUACCCCAAAUCGCCGAAGCUGCUGUCGUCGGUAUCCCAUCCGAGCAAUGGGGCCAAAAAGUCGCUGUUGUAUUGAUUCUCAACCCAGACGCUGCGACAAGUGGCCGAAAUGGCAAAUCAUGGGGUCCCAUGGAUAUGCGCCGUGCGUUGAAAGAUCGACUGGCCGGGUAUAAGAUACCACAUGAAAUGAAGAUUUUGGACAGUAUUCCGCGGAAUGCAAUGGGGAAGGUCAACAAAAAAGCACUUGUUAAACAGGUUUUUGGUGUUUAA
Molecule: messenger RNA, 1815 nt
Organism: Penicillium angulare
Lineage: Eukaryota; Fungi; Ascomycota; Eurotiomycetes; Eurotiales; Aspergillaceae
Product: acyl-CoA synthetase
Exons: 4
Coding region: 1-1815 (604 amino acids)
Biological process (GO): fatty acid metabolic process
Molecular function (GO): medium-chain fatty acid-CoA ligase activity
Source: RefSeq, a predicted model, not a curated record